UUUUUAUUGUUUUUGUUGCGCUCUGCAGGUGAACUCGACGGAACCGCCGCCUCCGCCUCCGCCGCCGCGCUCGCACCUCCCGUAGUGGUGGGGAGGAAGAACGUGAUCGGGAUCUACAUCUGGGGUGAACUGAUUCCAAUCAGGAGAUGGAAACAAUUCAGGAGCUAGAAUCAAGAAUUCAGCAGAAGUCAGAACCUGAGGUUGAUGAGAUGCCAGGAUCCAUGGAUGAUCAAAAGGCUGAGGAAAUAAGCCAGGAUACAGUCAUGGAAAGUGAUACUAAACCAGCAAUGCAAACUGAGCUGGAAACAAGUCCAGGGGCUAACCCAAAUCCUGCAGAAACAAACCAUGACACAAAUGAGGUAACUUAUGGUGACCCAGGAACCACCACUGAUCCAGGUGCUACUUACCGCUGUAAAAGAUGCCGCACGCUCGUCGCUACAGAAGGGUACGUUGUUACCCACAAAGUUGGUUGUGGUCAGAAGAGUUUUGCGAUGCGCAGAAAGUAUGAUCCAGAUGAGGAGGAACCUGAAUGCACCUGCCUCUUUGUGCAGCCCUUGAAGUGGAUGCAACCCUUCGUGGAAGGAUAUGUUUCGGGGAAGAUCGCGUGCAGGAAAUGCAACACCCGAUUAGGAGAAUUCCACUGGGCAGGAAUGCAGUGCAGCUGCGGAGCCUGGGUCAAUCCAGCUUUCAAGCUCGUCAACAGCAGGAUUGAUAAAUGCGAGAUGUAAUUAGUCAAGCAACUCAACUUCGAAUUAGUUAGCAGUGAAACAGUACGUCCUAGACUUUUUUUUUUAAAGUAGUACCUUCUAGACUUACUUAGGCACUCUGGCAGUAACCACGAUCUGUUGUCCAAACGAAAAAUCUUACAGAGUAUCCGCAAUAUUCAGUGCUUUUAUCAGUUGUCACAAUUUUCUGUUUGUCUCUGAAAACCCUGCAUUUCAAACGAGCUGGACACUGCGUUACGAUUGCAAGUACUUCU
Molecule: messenger RNA, 979 nt
Organism: Oryza brachyantha (malo sina)
Lineage: Eukaryota; Viridiplantae; Streptophyta; Magnoliopsida; Poales; Poaceae
Product: probable inactive dual specificity protein phosphatase-like At4g18593
Exons: 3
Coding region: 147-728 (193 amino acids)
Biological process (GO): protein dephosphorylation
Molecular function (GO): protein tyrosine/serine/threonine phosphatase activity
Source: RefSeq, a predicted model, not a curated record